Messenger RNA from Magallana angulata, 1017 nucleotides. Its product is annotated as polyamine-modulated factor 1-like. The transcript has 5 exons. The record is from RefSeq and is a predicted model, not a curated record. Bases 104 to 751 code for a protein of 215 amino acids. NCBI's taxonomy places the organism in Eukaryota, Metazoa, Mollusca, Bivalvia, Ostreida, Ostreidae. Gene Ontology annotation, biological process: chromosome segregation. Gene Ontology annotation, cellular component: MIS12/MIND type complex.
UCAAAAAUUCUGGAAUCAGAUGGACGCGGGAAUUCAAAAAAAAAAAAAACAAACGACUAAACUUUAACGAGACAGAUCUGAUUUUAUUUACACUUGUAGCGUCAUGAGUAUGGAAAACUGUGAAGAUCCAAUUGAGGCCAAAGAGUCGGCAGAUCAAAUUUUGGGGGAUGUAAAUGAAUCGCAGGUUGUUGAUGGAAAGGUCAUGCAGCAAUUCAAACAGUGCCUUGACAUCAGCUUGUCCAAUUUUUAUUCCUCUAUCAGAUUUUCAUUGUUCAAGGAACAUUUGCAUCCUCUGAGAAAGCGACACCCACAAGAUUUGAAAAAGAUGCAUGCACAAUUCCUGGCACAGCUAAAUGCUAAUAUUGCAGAGGAAAUAGAUUGGAUGCUGAAAGAAGAGAACAUUGGAAAGUUACUGAAUGGCCUGAAUGAUUUGAUUGAUGAAAACCCGCACAAAGGGAAGAAAGUUUGGAGACCCUCAGGCAAUGCUGAACAGGAUCUAUUGGCUCACACAGCCCCUUACAAACUGAAAGAGAAAGAACGUUUGCAAGGAAUCCUAUCUGAUCUCCAAUCUCAGAACAAACUUCUUAAAGACGCUGCUCGAGCGAGACAGUCCAAACUUGAACAUACACAGCAGAAAAUUGAACAGAAGGCACAGCAAUGGAAGGAGAUUGAUCAGAUCGUGGACAGCUUUGAUAUGGAAGCGACCAAGAAGUUUCUCCUGAAAUAUUCCAGUCAUUCCAGUAUAAGAUGAUUUCUGCCAGCAAAUUAUGUACGACAAAAACUUUGUACUGUGUGUAUCAGUGUGAGACUUAAAUGAUGGACACAGAACUGUUUAUAUUGACUGUCAGAAAAUAUUGGACUGUUGCUGGUCACUCAAUGGAAGAGUUGUGCUCUUAUGUCAUAAAUGUGUGUUAUAUCCCUUAUUUUCCUCUGUAAGUAAGGUUCCUUAUGUCCAGUCUGUUUCCACUCAUAUGUCUGCAUAUAUUAUGUAUACAUAAGUAUACCAAUAUAGCUAGU